Cuscuta epithymum is the source of this 456-nucleotide messenger RNA. NCBI's taxonomy places the organism in Eukaryota, Viridiplantae, Streptophyta, Magnoliopsida, Solanales, Convolvulaceae. The record is from the annotation of a GenBank genome assembly.
UAAAACUCUCCCUCUCCCUUUACUUCUUCUCUCUGUCCGCCAAUCCCUUCGACCUCCACCGUCCAUCGCCACCGUUCGCCGCCGCUCUCCGUCGCGGAGGAGGCAGUCGCGGAGGAGGCAGUCGCGGAGGAGGCAGUCGUGGAGGAGGCAGUCGCGGAGGAGGCAGUCGCGGAGGAGGCAUUCACGGAGAAGGUAGUCCAGAGGAGGCAGUCGCGGUGGCAACCGAGAAGGCCAAGGUGGAGGCAACCGAGAAGAAGAUGAGACCGAAGAAGAUUAUCUAUAUGAUGAUUCUAGAUAUUAUCAUAAUGGUGGCAGUAGGAGCUUGUAAAUGAUAUACAUUUUAAUUGAACAUUGUUUAUUUAUACUAUAAUUAGUCUGUUUAUUAUUACUUUUAUUCCAGUCUGUUUGGGGGAAAAAAUGUGUAUUCUAGUAGUCUGUUUAUUACUUUUAUUCUAA